Molecule: messenger RNA, 3291 nt
Organism: Amphimedon queenslandica
Lineage: Eukaryota; Metazoa; Porifera; Demospongiae; Haplosclerida; Niphatidae
Exons: 10
Coding region: 1-3195 (1064 amino acids)
Molecular function (GO): protein binding
Source: RefSeq, a predicted model, not a curated record
AUGGCGUCAAUGACCAUGAGAGGAGAUACUGCUCUUAUUGAAGCAGCAAGGGGAGGAAACUGUGAUGUUGUAGAAUUACUGUUGAAGAAAGGAGCUGAUCCUUCACAUUCAAACUAUUAUGGAAAUAAUGCUCUUAUUGUAGCAGCAGGGGAAGGACAUUAUGACAUUGUACAGCUGCUAUUAAAGAAUGGAGCUAACAUAAAUGAUGAAAAUAUUUUCAGAGAAACUGCUCUAGCUGUAGCAGCAAGAAAAGGAUAUGAUAACAUUGUACAACUAUUGUCUGAAGAACCUCAUCAAAAUAUUACAACUCAUAACUCAACUCAGAGCUCUACACCUCCCAGUACGUCAGCUGGAAUAAAUCAGACAAGUAAAGGCACAACCUCUGCUGAUGAUGUAGCUGCUAUCACUGAGAAGCUAGAGGAGUUACAGAGUUACCUACCACAGAUGUCUGAAAUGAUAGACAAAAUGAAAGAGAGUGGUCCAUCCAAUCAACUGAAUGAAUUCAACAAUUUGUACCAAGCAAUACUAACCAAGACUACAAGCAUUAGCAUGAGCACAUUACAAACGGGUCAUAUUGUUUUGAAGAAAAUGUUUCCUGAAGACUCAUCUACAGAUACUGAUAGCAUUAAAGACAAGGCGUCUAUAAGUGCUACUUUUGCAGAAAUUGAUCUGAUACAUCUUCAAGAAGCAAUGGAAGAUGGCCUUGUUGAGUCUUUUGUCACCAAAGCUGUAGUACAAGGAGAAGCUCGAGUAGGCAAGAGUUCAGUGAAAUCACUACUUGUUUCUGAGCCUUACACUGAUAAUACCAGCACUAACUGUAUCGAACCACCAUGUGUAGCUGUUAAGUGCUAUGGCCACACUGGAAAAUACUGGGAACGAAUUAAUGAAGAGGAAAUGGGAAUAAAAGUAAUUGCUGCAGUUCAGUCAGGUGCUAUGAAAAAAUCAGAGUCACAAUCUCAUGCUGAGGAAAUGGAUCUUAGUAAGCCCAGUGAGCUACAUGUUAAAAAAUCCAAUGUUAAAAAGCAACAGAAGUAUCCAUCUAAGGCUUCCAAGUUUCGAAAUGAAAGUGUUCCUAUGGAUGAUUAUUUUUCCAGUUCUGGUGGUGCUUUAGCUGCAGCUACAAUAGAGUUGACUAGUGACAGUAGUGAGAAAGAUGCUGUUGUUAGGGUGCGCAAGUUUUAUCAAAAAUGUAAGCGGAGUCAAAAAGAAGGAACAAGUCUUCAUGGUCGUCGUUGGCUCUAUUUCAUUGAUUCUGGGGGCCAGAUUCAGUUUCAAAAACUACUCCCAGCGUUCAUGCCGUAUGCAUCAGUUUUACUUUUAGUAGUUAAUUUAUCUAAGAAUCUUAGUGAUCCAUCCUCUACAGCAAUGCAGCUUUCUGAGAAAGAAAUUAGUGUUGGCCAGCAUUCACUCUCAGUUAUUGAGAUUUUGAAGAAUCUGCUCUCUGCAAUAGCCUCCAGUGCCCAGCGAUAUCGCUCGUUGAUUGCUGAUGAUCCUGUUCUUUCAAAAUGCAUCACACCUCCUUCAGAUAAGUUGAAAGUGCUUCCCGUUGCUACUCACCGUGACAAAUAUGAAGAAGCACUAAAGGAUGGUAAAGAAUCGAUUGUUAAUAAAAAAAUAACAAUAAAUGAAAUCUUUCAUCGUCAUGAGACUUGUGAGAUAGUGGGAUGUGAAGGUAAAAUAUAUCUGUAUGAGGUUGAUGGCCGUAAAGCUCGAGAUAAUGUCUUUGAGAAUCUACAACCAGAUUCGGACCUAUAUAAGAUAGCUCAAGUAUUGGAGGAUAAUGCAUAUCAAAUCAAAGUUCCGUUGAAGUGGUAUUGCUUUGGUGUCCUUCUCCAUGAUGUUGCUAAGGAAGGUUGUGGUGUUUUAAGUUUGUCUUUUUGUCAAAAACUUGCCCAACAAUUAAAAGUCAAUUUGUCGUCUGAAGAAUCAUUAAGUGCUAUUAAAUUUCUCAGUUUUCUCAAUAAAUUACUCUUUUAUCCUGAUUCACCUGCCGGAGAUCUCGUUUUUGUUAAUAUAGAGAGUCUCAUUAACAUUCUUAGAGAUUUACUAGUUUUUAUUUGCAACACUCAUUCUGAAGCAAAUCUUCUACUUCCUGAUCAAAAAGCACUCGUGUGUAAAGGUCAUCUCUCCAUUGAAAUUCUUAAAAAGGCAUCAAAAAGUUGUAAUGAAAUAUGUGAGGAAUUUUCUGACUUUGAUAUGAAGUUACUUGGUCUUUUUGAAUAUCUUCUGAUUGCUACAAAGUUACCUGAGAAAGAUACUUUCUUCAUGCCAGCUCUUUUACCAAUAAAAGAUGUAUCUGACAUCAAUCCCUACCCUAACACAACACCUCUGUUGUUGUAUUUUGAAAAUGCUAUUCCAAUGGGUCUCUUUUGUGCAGUCAUUGUUCAUCUUCUCUCACACAAAGAAUCUCCAUGGACAGUUGUUGAACAAUCAAACUUUUCAAACUAUUUCACUUUACAAUGCCCAGACCUUCUUGAAAGUAGAAUUAUUCUUGUGGAACAACUCAACUGUAUCACGCUUCAUUGUAGAGCAGAAGAUGAUUUUAUUCCAGCAAGGGAUGCUGUGGAAAAAGCAGUUGCCGUAGCAAUGUCUAAGCAUAAACUUAGUAUGUGUGAGAAGCCAAAAAGAGCAUUUUACUGUCUCUGUGGUAAAGGAAGGCAUAUAGCUGAAGUAUCAUGGGUUAAACCACAACAUCGCUAUGUUUUUCGUUGCACUAUUGACUAUGAGUCUCAAAAAUUGCCUGACUGCUUGAAUUGGCUAGAUCAGACAAGUAAAAGAAAACGACAACAUGAUGAGUUACAACAUUUACCUUUUGUUCUGGAAACAAAUAUUGCAUAUCAAGUUCUUGUAGAUAGCACAGAAGAGAUCAAAGAAUAUUUUUCUGAUGAUUUUUCAGAAAUCGCAAGCAAGCUGCUUCAGAUGAAUCUGAUCACUGAAAGAGAGAGGAGUGUUAUAUCUGAUGCAAAUAUUGGGCAAAAUAAGUAUCAGCGGAUGGAAAAAUUAAUGGAGCAUGUUAAAGUUGCAGUUAAAAUUAAGGAGUCAGUUUUCUUCCUCUUCUUAAAUAUUUUUAAUAAGAAAGGUACUCAAUCUGCUACAGAAUUUGCUCGAAAACUAAUGCAAAGGUAUGAAGAUAAACUGUCUGAUGCUCAUCUGGAGUCAUCAUCAAAAAGAGCCAAACAGUAUGAAAGGGAUUAGCUGUUUGAUUUUUUUAAUUUUUGUAAAUCCCUCAUGUUUCUUAUAUUAUUAUUUUAUACUUCUUGCAAAAGUUAUUGUCUGCAGCAUGCAAACCAC